CUCUUCCAACACUUACCAGGAAGAGACUGACUUAUUAUUUCUCUUUUCUGUCAUACUGACUCUCUUCUCUCUUGACAAAAGCAAUAAAGAAUCAGCGAUCAGUGGAGAAUGAAGAGAAACACUUUCAAGAAGGAUUUUUGAGACAUUUGUUUCUGAACAGACAGCAGAUCGUUGUGAUUCUCAAGGUGAUUCAUUUUUAAAACCGUCGUUCAGAAAGUGAAAGUAAAGUUUAUGUUGCUGGAGCUCAAACAGUGAAAAUGGCUUCACUAAAUGUUUCUGCUGAAGAGCUUUCUUGUCCCGUGUGCUGUGAAAUCUUCAAGACUCCUGUUAUUUUAUCAUGUAGUCACAGUGUCUGUAAAGAGUGUCUUCAACAGUUCUGGAGAACCAAGAAAACUCAGGAGUGUCCUGUCUGCAGGAGAAGAUCCUCAAAAGAUAAUCCUCCAAUUAAUCUUGUGUUAAAAAACUUGUGUGAGUUGGUCCUGACAGAGAGAAGGUCUGAGGAGAUCUGCAGUUUACACAGUGAGAAACUCAAACUCUUCUGUCUGGAGGACAAACAGCCUGUGUGUUUAGUGUGUAUUAAUUCACAAAAACAUGACAAUCAUAAAUUCAGACCCAUCAAUGAAGUGGUUUCAUCAUAUAAGGAGGAGCUCAAUACAGCACUGAAGUCCUUACAAGAGAAACUUCAACACAAUGAAGAAAUGAAAGGAGAGUUUGAGAAAACAGUUCAACACAUCGAGUCUCAAGCUGAGCACACAGAGCGUCAGAUUAAACAGCAGUUUGAGAAGCUUCAUCAGUUUCUCAGAGAUGAAGAAGAAGCUACAAUCACUGCACUGAGGGAGGAAGAGGAGCAGAAGAAGCAGAUGAUGAAGGAGAAGCUGGAGGAGAUGAACAGACACAUCUCAGCUCUUUCACACACAAUCAAAGACAUGGAGGAGAUGAUGAAAGCCAAUGACGUCUGCUUUCUGAAGGAGUUUCCCGUCUCAAAGGAAAGAGUCCAGAGCUCACAGCCGGAUCCACAGAUGGCUUCUGGAGCUUUGAUUCAUGUGCCGCGUUACUUGGGCAACCUGCCGUUCAGAGUCUGGAAGAAGAUGCAGGACAUCGUCCAAAACACUCCUGUGAUUCUGGAUCCAAACACUGCGAAUCCACGUCUCGUCCUGUCUGAUGAUCUGACCAGUGUGAGAGACAGCUGGAACAAUCAACCUCUUCCUGAUAAUCCAGAGAGAUUUGACCGGUAUCUCUGUGUUCUGGGUUCAGAGGGGUUUAACUCAGGAACACACUGCUGGGAUGUGGAGGUUAAAGAGAGUCAAUACUGGAUUCUUGGAGUAACUACAGCAUCAAACCAGAGGAAGGGAUUGGGUUUCUUCAACACUGAUGUCUGGUGUGUGUCGAACGGAUGGACUCCAGGUUUUUGUGUCAAUCAGGAUCUUGAUCGUGUGAGAGUGAAUCUGGACUAUGACAGAGGAAGGGUGUCAUUCUCUGAUCCUGUAACUAACACACAUCUACACACAUUCACAACCACCUUCACUCACACACUCUUUCCAUUCUUCAGGUGUUUUGACUCUCUGAUGAUCUUAGCGGUCAAUAGUCAGUAAUCGUUACUCCUGUAGGUCUGGAUCUUCCUGCUUUCAUCAUGUUUCCAAUAUUUAAUCCAGAUCACAUGAGUAAGAGUGCUGUUGAUCUGAAUAUCAGUACGGUGGCUGUGAUUGGACUGUGAUGAUCACAUGACUGAUAUCAGCACUACAGCAACACUCACACUCUCAUAUUUCAUAUCAACAGAUCAAUAAACAACGUAACAACGCAAUGAUAUUACGCAGCGUCUCUCACAAAUGUCUCCAUGGUUGCAAGGCACGCUCCCUGUGCAAGCAGGGGGUCACAGACGCUGCCUAAUAUCAUUGCACCUGCUGCACCCAUCGGCAGCAAAGUUCCUUGAUUAUUACGCCGGAAUGAGAGUAUAGUUCCUAGUCAUAUCGCCCUAGAAAAUCGCAACUUUUCAUUCUUAGUACACGAUGUAACUACAGAGAGUCAAGUUUUAAAUAGGAAAAAUAUUGAAACUCUUUGGUCAUUUUUGAGCGAGAUGCUAACGGUCUAAUCAGAUUCAAUGAACUAUGCUAAGCUAUGCUAAAAGUGGUACCGCCAGACCCGAAGAUCGGCUGAAUGGAUUCGAAAACGGUAAAACUCAACUGUUUAACUCUAGGGGAGCUGGAAAAUGAGCCUAUUUUCAAAAAAAGUGGAGUGUUCCUUUAACUACUCCAUAGUGUAUGAUUGAAGAAAAAUAUAUAUGUUUGUAUUAAACACUGAUGGAGCAACAGAUUUUGAGUGAAAAUAAAUCAUUAAAGUGGUUUAUUUUGUUUAAAAUCUUCUAAAUGUAUGAGGUGGAGAGGGGGUCUUUUACCCCACAGACACAAAACCAGCAUGAGGAAAAACACACAAACACUUACACAAAAACUUUAGCUAAAAUAAUGUUUUUAAUAAUGUCUAAGUUAAUACUUGUUCAAAACAAUCACUUUAGCAAAGUUUGUACAAUUUUCUGUUUAUUUUCAUAAAGUGUUUUCAUAAAAAGUGUUUAUUUUUGUUUAAUAAAUUCAUUUUAAAAACACAGAAACAAAAUUAUUUUAAAAAGUAAAGAUCCUGAAAGCAUUGAAGGAGAUCCCAUAAUAAUCUAAUGAAGCUUUACAGUAGUAACAAAUAAAUAUAUUUUAUUAUUUGUUCAGUUAUGUUCAGUUUGUUUUCAUUAGUCACAUGUCUUCUUUUGUUCAGUUUUCCCGCCACCUUUUAGUUGUCAUGGUAAUUCAUUUGAUCAUCACAGGUGUUCAUUAUUAUUUCCCUCUUCUCAGUGUUCAUUUGUCUGUUCUCAUUAAUGCUCAUGUGUGUGGAUACUCCAGCCUGUCUGAAUUUCUACCUGUUUAGAUUAUAUUUAGUGAACUUUGUUUUGGACCUUUA
Molecule: messenger RNA, 2940 nt
Organism: Ctenopharyngodon idella (grass carp)
Lineage: Eukaryota; Metazoa; Chordata; Actinopteri; Cypriniformes; Xenocyprididae
Product: nuclear factor 7, ovary-like
Exons: 7
Coding region: 258-1592 (444 amino acids)
Molecular function (GO): protein binding; zinc ion binding
Source: RefSeq, a predicted model, not a curated record